Molecule: messenger RNA, 833 nt
Organism: Strongylus vulgaris
Lineage: Eukaryota; Metazoa; Nematoda; Chromadorea; Rhabditida; Strongylidae
Source: the annotation of a GenBank genome assembly
AUGCAACAACAUAUUCAAAGAGCUAGUCAACAACGUGGAUCUACUGCUGCCGCUACGGUUGGCUCUAUAGCUGCUGCAACAGCGCUGUACCAAAAGAACCUUGCUGCAAGUCGGAACGCAUUGCUUGCGAAUGCAUCUGCCUUACGGAAAGCACCAACGAUGAAUGCUGCGAUGCAGAAGGCUUUUGCACUGGCCAAUGGUGGUCUGUCACCAGCUGCUGCUCCAGGAGCUGCCACUUCAGCAACGGGAUCACACGCUUUGGGCAAUUCGACAAAUGCCGGCAAUGGACCAGGAAUUUGUGAGAUUUGCGACCAGAAUAUGGUCGAUAGGGAGCGAUAUUUCCAGCAUCUGCAGCUAAUUCACAAGCAUCUUCGUGAUAAAACGCUUGAUGAUGUGAAACUUGGAGCACCUCUUGCUUGCAGCAGGUGCCGCGAGAGAUUCUGGACCUAUGAAGGUCUUGAACGUCACCUGGUUAUGGCACAUGGCCUUGUCACAGCAGAUCUGUUAGCAAAAGCUCAAAAUAAACUGGACGGUGGCAGAUGCAAACUUUGUGCGAAGCAAUACGCUUUCAACAUGUUGCAACAUCUGGUAGCGGAUCAUCAUAUUAAAUUGUGCUCAGCAGAAAUCAUUCUUUCUCUUCUAUUUGCUGGAGCAUAUACAAAGUAUUCUUGUGAUGUGUGCUCUUUCAAAUGCAGCAGUUAUACCACGCUAGAAACUCAUCUGAAUGCAAAUCAUCCAAAAGGAAUCACCGACAAAAACGCUGUACAUCCUCCUGCUACAGAGACUGCAUCGGCCUCAAAUGGUACUUCUAAGGUAAUUUGCUCAAUCUGAUU